CACUGAAGAAAACCCAGGGCAAUCUUUACAUGGUUUUUAAAGACAUGUUUAAUGUUGUCAUUUCCCCCGCGGGAGCAGUGUGGACAUCCCUGGGUGAAGGAAAAGUGUCCGUGUGGCCAUACUGUCGGUGGGAUUUUUCACAAGCCUGUGAAAGGAUUUGCUGAAGUGGACACCUCCGAGGACAGAACGGAGAGAGGAUACAUCCUGGGGACUCCUGACUCCCGGAGCAGUGAAGCAGAGAGGGACCUGCCUGCUGCCUCAGUCUGCCUUGCAAGAGCGCUGCUCCAUUCCUCCAUGCUCCUGGGGACCUUUACAGACCGCCAGUCCAUUUUGAAUUUAAUGAAGAAGAAGCCAGAAGUUGCCAAAAAGUUCUUUCAGGACCACCUUGAAAAGGAUAUUGCAUUCCUAGCAGAGUCGCUUGGCAGGAAUAGAGAUGAUGCCACCAUCACGGUCCACCUGUUUCUCAGCUACCUCCUUGAAGUCACAGCAGGUAAAAAAAUGAUGGUUAAAUCUAUGCAUAAAAAGGAAGACAGAAUAGAGUGGGAAAGCUGUUUUAAAACUCUUACUCAAUCGUUUUUUCAGAGACUGAAUGAGAAACUUGCUUCUGCAAAGCAGCAGAUUGUGGAGGAAGCUCAUAGCUCCGGUAUUCUGAAAACAGCCGAUGGCCAGCGCCUGCCCUUCGGUGACCUGCCAAGCACUGGGCUGAUCGACAAGCCCUGCAUGUGGCGGUUUGAGCAGAGGAUGACCAUUCAACACCUGACUCACGUGAUUCAACAGGAAAGUGAAACAAGUCAGUUCCCUGUGCUCCUGCAGAUCCUGUCCAAG
Messenger RNA from Alligator sinensis (Chinese alligator), 825 nucleotides. RefSeq names its product E3 ubiquitin-protein ligase RNF213-like. The transcript has 5 exons. Gene Ontology annotation, molecular function: ATP hydrolysis activity; ubiquitin-protein transferase activity. The record is from RefSeq and is a predicted model, not a curated record. NCBI's taxonomy places the organism in Eukaryota, Metazoa, Chordata, Crocodylia, Alligatoridae. The annotation marks the transcript as partial.